Molecule: messenger RNA, 3072 nt
Organism: Plasmodium gonderi
Lineage: Eukaryota; Apicomplexa; Aconoidasida; Haemosporida; Plasmodiidae
Exons: 3
Coding region: 1-3072 (1023 amino acids)
Source: RefSeq, a predicted model, not a curated record
AUGGAAAAAAUAAAUGAAUGUAUGAAAGAAGAAAAAGAACGACAAGUACAAUUACAAACAGAAAUUAAUAAAAGAGAAAAUCAUAUCUAUGAGAUGGAAUAUAUAAUAAACAAAAAUAAUAACACUUUGGAAGAGAUAAACAAAAAAAUCAAUGCUAUAAAAAUACACUCCAACAAAAUUCAAAAAAUAAAAAAUACAAAAAUUAAGAGAAAAAUAUAUACAUAUGGAUAUGAUAUUUAUUCCUUUAGAAAUAAUAUUAUGAAAAAUUAUCGAAUUAUUAAUUCUUCUGAUGAACCUGGCUUUUCAUUCUCGUCCUCCAUUCUCGAUCCAGGUUCAUUAGACACAAAUGGAAAAAACAGUGUUCUUAUAUCGAAAGAAAGGGUUGAAAGUAUUCCAUUAAAAGAGAAAAAUCCAGAUUUCGUAUUUAAGUAUGAACCCAUAGGUCCUGUAGGUGAAUACAUAAAACCAAAAGAGAAUACCAUAAAUGAAAAAAUAUUAUCUAUCAUUGAAAAGCAUUUAGGAGAUAUAUUUUUUGCAUGGCUUGUCAGUUGUUAUGAAGACAAAAAUAAAUUAAGUAGCAUGGAAAUAGAAAAUAAAAAUAGGAUUAAUAUAAUUGUAACGAACGCAUUUCAACAUAUAAACAGAAAAACAUUGUUACAAAAUAUUCAUUCCAUUAUGAACAAAAUUAAUGGCAACACGAUUUAUUCAUUUUUAAAUAUUGAUCUAUUACCAACAUCUCUCCUAUUUUACCUAUAUGACAAUUUUAAAAUUGUUCAAACAUUGGUAUGUAACAAUUCGACAGAAUUACAUGAACUUUUAAGAAAAAAUGAUAAAAAAAUUAUUAAAUCUAUUUAUGUCGUAGAAGAAUUUGUUGUAGUGAAGGUACUUCCAAAUGGUGGUUUGCAUUAUCAGCCAUUCAAAGAAGAUUAUUAUGAAAAGCCUACUUUUCUAAACAUCAAUAAUGAGGAAGGGUCCUUAUAUAAAUCAAAUGGAAAUGAACAACCAGAUGCCAAUAUGGUAAAAAAUAUGGAUUCAAGUAACCCUAGCGCUUCGACAUCUCUAUUCAUUUCUCACGAACCAAAUAAGGAGGACUCUGAAAAUGUAGAAUUCAAAAAUAAUGAAGACCAUUUAAAGGAAUUAGAAAAAAGAAAAACUGAAAAAAAUGAAGAAAUUAUUAUGAUGUCAAAAAAGUUAUUGACUUAUAGAAAUAUUUUAGAGAGUCUUAAUGAAUCCUUAAAGAAAUGCCAAUAUACACAGGAUGAGUUGAAAUAUAAGCAUAAAAACAUUGAAGAAUUGAUACAGAAUCAUGAUAAUAUUUUUUCAGAACAACUUGACUUAGAAAUUAGAGAAAAAAACAAAGACAUCAUUGAAAUGAAUGAAUAUGUAGACGAAAUUGAUCAAUAUAUGCAUACAUUGAAUGAAAAAAAAAAAAGAACCCUUGAUACUUGUUCAAUUCAUAAAUGGUUAAUAUCAACACAUGGGCAAUAUUUAAAAAGGAAAAAGGAAAAAUUUGCUCUCUUGAUCGAACAAUAUAACAAUUUAUGUGAAGUUUUACUUAAACUUGAAAAAGACAAAUUGAAAAAUGAUGAAAUUGCUUUUAAAAAUAAGAAAAACUUUCUAGUAGCCAUAAACAAAUUACACAGUGUUUAUUUUGAAUACCUCACCAAUGGGUUCUCUCUUUUGCAUGUACUUUUAGAGAACCCUUUUUUAGUGUUAAGAGGGAGAUCAUCCAAUGUGUUAAUAACAAAUGUUAUCAUAGAACGCUGUGUGGAAAAUCAGACUGAAAAUAAAUCUUCACAUGGGUCGUCAUAUGAUGAAAAUGAUAAUGUACAGAAUCGAAUGGAGAAUGAUCAGAUUGAGAAGACCCAGAGUAAGGAGAGUGAAUUUUUGCAUCAAAAAAAAAAUGAUAAAUCAGGUGAAGAAACUACAAUACGAGUUACCUUCACAGUGGAGAACCCAAGUAAUAAUAUAAUGGGCGUAGAAGAAAUUUGCAUCCAAGUUCCAUUUUCAAGUUUGAGUUAUUUUAACAAGUUUUUUGUUCUUUCGAAGAAGGAUGAAAAUGUUGUGGACAGUGAUGAGGAAUGUAGCUAUAAAUUAGCAGUAAAUUCUUGUAAUAAGAAAAAGGAAAGCGAAAUAAAGGUUCUAAGGAAUUUAGAAAAACACAUAAAAAGUAUUUUGAAUCUCGGCACGAAUAUAAGCAGUGGAUCGUUAAGUGAUGGAAAAGUCGAUAGACUUUUCUGCAAUGAAGGUGCCAAUAAUGAGGAUGCCAAUAAUGAGGAUGCCAAUAAUGAGGAUGCCAAUAAUGUGGAUGCCAAUAAUGAGGUUGAUAAGGGAAUUGGUGCUCGCGUUGUUGAAAUGAAUGAGCAAAAAAUUGAGACGAUAGAUGAGAACUGUUCAGAUAUUUUAUGGAAAAAAAGAUGUGAAAAAAAGAAAGAAAUCAUAGAAAUUCUUAAAAUAAGCGGUUUUAUCGAUAAAGACAAUACAGAUAAUUCUAUAAAAGCCUAUUUUUAUAAUUUAAUCGAACAAUAUGCAAAUGAAGAAAAGAGCUACAAUGCACAAAUGAAACAAAUAAUGGACUUAAAAAAUAACUACGAUAUGCAUUUAGCUAAUAUAAAGCUACGAAAAUCGAAGUUUUUUCAUGUUUUAAAAAAAACAAAAGAGAAAAUUACGGUUCAUUUUAAAAAUAUGUUAAAAAAUAUGAAUAAUUACAAAGGGAAAAUAGAAUUUGAUGAUGUAAACAGAAAUUUAAAAGUUAUGGUUUCAGUUAAUCAAGAUCUUUCCAAUAAUAUUUUUAUGGAAAUUAAUUCCUUGUCUGGAGGUGAAAGGUCAACAAUUCAGAUGGCCCUUCUAGCUUCGUUAUCCCUCACAGAAACUUCCUCAUUCCACAUCUUCGAUGAGCUUGAUGUGUACAUGGACGAGCUUACUCGAGUGAAGAAUAUGCAAAGAUUUUGUGAAUUUAUUGAACAGAACAAUAGCAAGCAAUACUUCUUUAUAACUCCACAUAUCGAAAUAACGGAACUUUUUUUAGGAGACGCUAAGGAAAAAAAGGCCAAAAUAUUAAAUCUGUCCUAA